This is a messenger RNA of Aureococcus anophagefferens, 1818 nucleotides long. RefSeq names its product expressed protein. NCBI's taxonomy places the organism in Eukaryota, Pelagophyceae, Pelagomonadales, Pelagomonadaceae. The coding region runs from base 43 to 1818 and encodes 591 amino acids. The transcript is spliced from 2 exons. The record is from RefSeq and is a predicted model, not a curated record.
AAGAAGUUCGCACGUCAUCCACCGUCGCAGCACACAAGCACCAUGGUCCGCACCCUCAUCCUCGCCCUCGCGCUCUCCGCCACCGAUGGGUUCGCUCCGGCGACCAAGGGCAUCCAGCGCGUCGCGCCGAUGAACAUGGAGACGAUGCCGUACAGCUCGCCCGCCGCCCAGUCGUCGUCCGGCCCGCUGGGCCUGGGCCCCCGCGAGUCCCCCAAGAACGCCCCGGGCGCCGACUCCACGAUCCUCGUGCAGGGCGGCUCGCUUCGCACGUGGUCCUACAAGUCGCCGCUCGUCAACCAGGUGCAGGUCGUGCUCUCGACGGAGGGCCGCCCGCUCGACGCCGACCUCGAGCUCUGGCACGGCCCGGACAACACGCCCUGCAAGAUGCGCGUGUACGUCGAGAACGGCCAGCUCCGCCCCUUCAGCUGCGUCAUCGCGACGCCCCGCGGCCCCAACACGGUCGCCAUCCGGAACAUCGGCCAGAUGGAGUUCCCGAUCGCCGCCGACGUGUACGCCAACGACGUCGAGAACCCGUCCGCCGAGACCGCCGGCUCGGCCACGACCAUCCAGGGCGGCGCGCUCCGCACGUACCCGUUCGACCCCCUCGUCAACUCCGUCGAGGUCCUCCUCCGCACGGACGGCCGCCCGCUCAACGCGCGCAUCGAGCUCCUCCAGGGCCCGAACAACAACAAGCAGGUCAUCGAGCUGUACACGGAGGACGGCCUGGACCGCCCCUUCUUCGCCAUCCUCGAGACGCCCGGCUCGGGCAACGUCGUGCGCAUCGUCAACACGGCGCCCGUCGAGUUCCCCAUGACGGCCGCCGUCGUGCCGCACUCCAUCGACGACAAGAUGGCGUCGGGCGCCUUCGACGGCGACGUCGUCAUCGGCGGCGACAUCGGCUGUUGCGUCGAACGAGAACGUCAUCCGCCCGCAUCUCAUUCCACCGACACCAUGGUCCGCACCCUCGUCCUCGCCCUCGCGCUCUCCGCCACCGAUGCACUCGUCCCCGGGGCUACGCGGAGCCCGCGCGUCGCGCCCAUGAAGAUGAUGGAGACGAUGCCGUACAGCUCGCCCACCGCCCAGUCGUCGUCCGGCCCGCUGGGCCUGGGCCCCCGCGAGUCUCCCAAGAUUGCCCAGGGCGCCGACUCCACGAUCCUCGUGCAGGGCGGCUCGCUUCGCACGUGGUCCUACAAGUCGCCGCUCGUCAACCAGGUGCAGGUCGUGCUCUCGACGGAGGGCCGCCCGCUCGACGCCGACCUCGAGCUCUGGCACGGCCCGGACAACACGCCCUGCAAGAUGCGCGUGUACGUCGAGAACGGCCAGCUCCGCCCCUUCAGCUGCGUCAUCGCGACGCCCCGCGGCCCCAACACGGUCGCCAUCCGGAACAUCGGCCAGAUGGAGUUCCCGAUCGCCGCCGACGUGUACGCUAACGACGUCGAGAACCCGUCCGCCGAGACCGCCGGCUCGGCCACGACCAUCCAGGGCGGCGCGCUCCGCACGUACCCGUUCGACCCCCUGGUCAACUCCGUCGAGGUCCUCCUCCGCACCGACGGCCGCCCGCUCAACGCGCGCAUCGAGCUCCUCCAGGGCCCGAACAACAACAAGCAGGUCAUCGAGCUGUACACGGAGGACGGCUUGGACCGCCCCUUCUUCGCCAUCCUCGAGACGCCCGGCUCGGGCAACGUCGUGCGCAUCGUCAACACGGCGCCCGUCGAGUUCCCCAUGACGGCCGCCGUCGUGCCGCACUCCAUCGACGACAAGAUGGCGUCGGGCGCCUUCGACGGCGACGUCGUCAUCGGCGGCGACAUCGGCUGGUAG